Danio rerio (zebrafish) is the source of this 2117-nucleotide messenger RNA. It is a transcript of the gene irf2bp2b, whose product is annotated as interferon regulatory factor 2 binding protein 2b. Gene Ontology annotation, biological process: negative regulation of transcription by RNA polymerase II; negative regulation of DNA-templated transcription. NCBI's taxonomy places the organism in Eukaryota, Metazoa, Chordata, Actinopteri, Cypriniformes, Danionidae. The record is from RefSeq and is marked provisional. Gene Ontology annotation, cellular component: nucleus.
CGCGGGCUGGAGCGCACACUGCCAUGAACUUCGGAGCGUAACUUCGCCGUUUUUCUCGCUUUUCGGACGGGCUGGGAAACUACGACCAUAUAUAUUCUUUUUACCUCAUCACCACGAGCAGCAUUUGGAGAAAUUAGUUGCAACAUUUGUGCCGUUUCCCCGUGUUCAGCAGCAUGUCGUCUGCGGCGGUCGCUGCCUCGCGCAGGCAGUCGUGUUAUUUGUGCGAUCUGCCCCGCAUGCCGUGGGCGAUGAUCUGGGAUUUUACCGAGCCCGUGUGUCGCGGGUGCGUCAACUACGAGGGAGCCGACCGGAUUGAAUUUGUGAUCGAAACCGCGCGGCAGCUAAAGCGCGCGCAUGGCUUUCAGGAGGGCAGAUCACCGGGUCCGGUGGGCAAACCUGGCAAGGACAUGCAGUCCAUCAAUCACGCGGAACCGGGCUCUCGUCCUCCGCAGCCGCUGGAUCGGUACCCGUUAACGUCAGACAGACCUCCUAGACUAGGUGCGGAGUACCAACGCCAGGCGAAUGGGAUCCCGGUGCCAAACGGGUUUCCGAAGCCCGACGAACCCCCGGAGUUGAACCGACAAAGCCCGAACCCACGUCGGACCGGAGCCAUUCCACCCAACCUGGUGCCGCUUGUGAACGGGAGCAUGCCGCCGGUGCACGCGCUCAACGGGAGAUCCGUGCAGAUGGGCAUCCCCCCGGGCGCGCUGGCGGAGCAUGUGGGCAAACGAGCGGACGACAUGAAGGACAAACACCGGGCCGACAGCAUGAGCGACCCGAGCGACGGACACAAGCGGGUGGAUGAGUGGACGCAGAAGGGCAAGACGGUGCGGGAGAUGAUGACGCUGCAGACGCUCGACUCCCGGUUCAAGAAGGAGCACGCGCCGCUGCCGCACAGGAUGAGCUACGAGAGCAGCUCCGGUGCCUUAAAAACAGACCGCGGUAAGCACUCUCGGGGAAUUAAAAGGAAAACCUCUCCUGAGCCAGACGGGGAGGGCAUCGCUGUUAAACUAAACGGCGAGGGUCAACCAUGGCUGCCGUCUCCUUCAGAAGUGCUCAAGAUGCCGUCUGCCGCCCUGCCAGGAUUCGCAGCGGCUCCGCCGUCCACCAUUUCCCCACAUUCGCGCACUACACCACCAGAAGCGGCCACCGCCGUGCAGAACAGCCAAUCGCCGAUGGCUGCGCUCAUAUUGGCGGCGGAUAACGCUGGCACAGGUUCACCGAAAGACGCCGGUAAUCAGGUGCACUCCACGACCACAUCGGCCGCAGGACGGCGAAACAGCGGAAGCCCGCAAUCGCCCUCUGCUGGACAAAGGAGACCCGCUUUGGGUGCAACAGGCACCGCACACAUCCCAGGCAUGGACCCGCAGGCCGGGCACCCGCAGAGCAUUCCUGACUCCUCCGUGCCGCCUAGCAGCGUGCCGCUGUGCUGCACUUUGUGCCACGAGCGUCUCGAGGACACGCAUUUCGUCCAGUGCCCGUCUGUGCCGUCGCACAAGUUCUGUUUUCCGUGUUCCCGCGAGAGCAUCAAACAGCAGGGGGCGACAGGCGAGGUUUACUGCCCGAGUGGAGAAAAAUGCCCGCUGGUUGGUUCCAACGUGCCCUGGGCGUUCAUGCAAGGCGAAAUAGCCACCAUUCUGGCUGGAGACGUAAAGGUUAAAAAGGAGCGGGACCCUUGAUUGUUUAUUUUUAUUAAUUUUUUUUCGUAAUUUCAACACCAAUCACAACGCAUACCAUCCAAAACGUGAACUAACGGACUUGUAUAUAAGACCUUAAGGGGAACUGUACACUUGGGUAAACAUGGCUGUAUAAUUUUAUUUUGAUUCUCUUUCUUUUUGAAUACAUUGUGUUUCUAUAUUCUCUUUUUGAAGCUAAAACGGUAUGUACACACACACACACACACACACACACACACACUAAACAGAUUCCGUGUCCUCCCUCAUUCAGCGAGCGAACGCUCAGUUGGUGUACUCGUAGAACUGGUGGCAGUCCAUGUUUAAACACAGAAUGUGACUAAUACUCUUUAAGCACUUGGCGAACUGAAUCUGCUUUUAGCUGUAUUGUAUGCACUUGUUUAAAAAAAUUGCCAAAUACAAUUUCUGACCUUGUAAUAACAA